AUGGGUCAACCAUCUCAACCGGCGUCCAACGCCAUCAUCUACACCACUUACGCCGCUUUCCUUGUCUUCGGCCUCUUCGUCGCAUGGACGCUGCGGCACCAGACAAAGGGCGAGUAUCUCGCUACCUUGCGAACACAGAAGGGCAUACCUUUGGCUUUCAACUUCAUCGCGUCGGCCGUACUGAUCAAGUCCUCUAUUCUCGCCAAAACAGCUUUGGGUUCAGGUAUCUUAUUUUCAUACCCCCAGAUCUCCACCAUCGCGGGUGUCCAGGGCCUUGUGGUCUACAGUCUCGCCUCGGCCCUACCACUUCUUGUCUUUGCCUAUCUGGGCCCCAUUAUCAGGAGAAAAUGUCCCGAGGGGUUUGUACUCACGGAGUGGACACGCCAGCGAUAUGGAGCUAUUGCUGCCUUAUACCUCUCUGCUCUGACGCUCAUCACCCUUUUCCUCUACAUGGUCGCCGAGCUUUCUGCUCUCCAACAAAUCAUCAAUGCACUCACGGGGCUCAAUGGCCUCCCGGUCGUCAUAGUGGAAUGCGCCGUGACCACAAUCUACACUUCGCUAGGCGGCUUCAAAGUCUCUUUCAUCACGGACAACAUCCAAGGUGUCAUGGUGGUAGGUCUUCUGAUCAUUGGGUGCAUCACUGUCGGCGUGGAAACCCAUGUUCAACACGAUUUGAUUGAGAAGAGCGGAUACCUGAACGCAAGCUUGCUCGGCUGGCAAUUGGUAUAUAUCCUGCCCGUGGCGAUCCUCACGAACGAUUUCUUCAUUUCAGGAUUUUGGAUGAGGACGUUUGCAGCGAAGACGGAUAAAGAUCUCUGGGUUGGGGUUAGCAUUGCGACCGUGGCUGUCGCCAUCAUCUUGACACUUUGCGGCGUGUCUGGGCUUUUGGCAGGGUGGUCUGGCGCAUUGGGCGAUCCGCCUCAACAGUCGUCGAUCGCCUUCUUCCUGCUCCUGGAACAGCUUCCCGCUUGGGUCGUGGGGAUCGUGCUUGUCAUGACGAUUGCCCUGUCCACCGCCGCAUUCGACAGCUUUCAGUCGGCCAUGGUCAGCACAGGAUCCAACGACAUCUUUCGCAACAGGUUGAACCUAUGGAUUCUCCGAGCGACCGUUGUGUUGAUCAUUGUCCCAGUGGUGGUUGUGGCAUUGAAGUCUCCCUCCGUGUUACAGAUCUACUUGAUCUCCGACCUCAUCUCCGCGUCGUCGAUUCCUGUUUUGGUCAUCGGUCUCAGUGACCGAUGCUACGCUUGGCGCGGGUUUGAAGUCGUCGUCGGAGGCCUGGGCGGUAUAUUGACUGUCUUCCUGUUCGGCCUUGUGUUUUACAAGGGUGAUGCCAGCGCCGCAGGGGCUCUUCUGUUGCUGGAAGACGGCCUCUACGGGGACGAUUGGUCAGCCUUUGGGGCGUUUGUGGCUGCCCCUGUGGGUGGACUUCUGUGGGCACUGGGUGCGUUUGGAUUGAGGCUCGCUGUCCAGUGGUGCACCGCGAAGAUUCGAGGCACCAAGUUCGAUGCGCUGGAUAAGCCCGCGGCGCCGACGGCCAGCUUCUACACUGGGAGAGUCAGCUCUCCCACGGGCGACUCUGAGAGAGAGGUCUAUGCUGACGAGGACGGAGUUGUGAGGAGUCAAGUCGAAGUCAAGGGCAAGUUCUUUUAA
Messenger RNA from Fonsecaea erecta, 1650 nucleotides. RefSeq lists its product as hypothetical. Gene Ontology annotation, biological process: transmembrane transport. Bases 1 to 1650 code for a protein of 549 amino acids. Gene Ontology annotation, molecular function: transmembrane transporter activity. Gene Ontology annotation, cellular component: membrane. The transcript is spliced from 5 exons. NCBI's taxonomy places the organism in Eukaryota, Fungi, Ascomycota, Eurotiomycetes, Chaetothyriales, Herpotrichiellaceae. The record is from RefSeq and is a predicted model, not a curated record.